Molecule: messenger RNA, 3930 nt
Organism: Rotaria socialis
Lineage: Eukaryota; Metazoa; Rotifera; Eurotatoria; Philodinida; Philodinidae
Source: the annotation of a GenBank genome assembly
AUGAUGGCUUCGGCUUUUAUGGAAACUGAAGAAUCUGCAGUCGGUUCGGAAAAUGCUCGAUUAGCUGGUCUUGAAUCACAAAUUCUAAAUUCACAAGAAAUAAUAGUUCGUCUGAAUCGUGAAUUAGAUAGUGCAUUACAUCGUAUAGCAACACUUGAAAAUGUUUGUUCCGAAACUCAAAAUGAUCUUCAUGAAAAGCGCAAUCGUAUAAAUCGUUUAACUAAUGAGAUCGAUGAACGAGAAGAAUUGAAUGAACAUUUGAAACAAGAAUUAUACGAAAAAGAUGAAAAAUUAAACACUCUGGACGAUAUCGUUACUCAGCUUAAACAACAUAUUAAACAAGAAAAAAAGGAUAAAGAAGAACGAAAAAUACACGAAAAUAUUUCAUGUCAACAAUGCCUAUUAUUAUUUAAUGAAUUUGGAAAGUCAUCAGAAAGCAUCUCAAUUAAUGAUCUUCAUUCUCAAAUUAUUUUUGAUAGACAAUUAUCUGAGCUAAUCGUUGGUCGUCUUGGUGAUAAUAAUGGGUCAUCGAAUGAAUCUCCACAAGUCAUUUUUGAGCAAUAUCAUAAAAAUGAACGUGUAAAAUUUCAUGAUCUUCUUCAGAAAAGUCUUAUAACAGAAAAUAUUUCUGAUUUGAUUGAUAGUGAUGAUAUUCUAUUUGAAUUAUUAACUCAUUUAAAUAGUCUCGUGCGUUUGAAAGAAACAUUGUCAAGUGAUAGUAAAGAAUUACAAAACAUUCGUUCAUUACUUCAGUUAACAGACAUUAAUAAUGAUGAUUUAAUUAAAGAUUUAGUUAAUAAACGUGAAUGUAUUGAAUACUUACGUAGAAAAAUUAAUAACAGCCAUGAUUUUACUGACUAUGAACUUAUAAAACAUGUUUUACAUCAUUAUUUUGAUUUUCAACAACAACAAGAUGAAUUAAAAGAAUAUUUACAUUUAAAUAAUGAUGAUAAUAAUGAGUUAAGUUAUUCAAGACUUUUAAUGGAUCGUUGUAGUGAAGCAGUACAUGUUGGAACAGAAUUACAUCAACGCAUUCAAACUCUUGAACAGCUCAAUAAUCAAUUAGACGAACACAUUAAAGAGAAAGCUGAACGACACAAACAAAUCGAUGAAAUUGUAGCAACAUUCUAUAAUAAAUCAAUUGAUCAAGACACCAAUGAAGUUACUCAAUUGAAUCGUAUUCGAUCGAUACUUCAAGCAGAUGCUGAUUUUCGACAUGAACUUUCUGCUGAAACGCCAGUAACAUCUAAUGAAGAUAUUCUUCGAUAUAUACGUGAAUAUAAAUCUAUCUAUGAAAACUAUCAACCAGUGACAAAUGAAAAUCUUAAUCAAGAUCAACAAUUAAGAAUCAAUGAGCUUACAAGACAAGUUGAUGAAUUAAAAGAAGAAAUGAAUCAACGAAAAGCACAAUUAACAAAAAUCACUUCUUUGCUAGAAUUAGACACAGACAAUGAAAAAAUAAUAUUUGACCUUAUUUAUUCAUCUCUAAAGUCAACUACUGAUUUUUCUCACGCUCUCUCCAAUCAAUUAUCUGUAAAAAACGAUAGUAUAUCUAUGCUACAACGUAUUCAUGAUUAUCAAUCAAUUAUCAAUCAGAUAUAUUCCCAUGAAAAUCAUUGGACCGAUGAAACAUCUAAUGAACUAAUUAACAAAUUAAAAUUGAUGAAAAAUGCAGAAAAUACUAUUGAAAAUCUAGAACAACAAUUAAAUGAAUCAAUUCAAAAUGAGAAACAAUCACAAAAUGAUAUCAAAGAAAUAAUCGAACAAUUUCUGCCGAAUAUCGAUAAAAAUGAAGAAUCGAAUACAAAACAAAUUCAACAUUUACUUACAUCGCUCGUCGAUUUUCGUCAAAACCUCUUCGACACAACACAAUUGAAUAGAGAUGAAGAUAUUUUAAAUUUAUUUCAAAAUUAUCAAGAAGAUCAUAGUAAUCUUCAAGAAUUAUUAAAUCAACCUAUUCAAGAAAAACAAGAUGUCGAAUCACAAACAACAUACGACGACGACGACGACGACGACUUUUAUAAUCAAAUAAAAAAAUUACUUGGCAUAGAAGUAGUACAUCGUUCAGAAGAUAUAAUUAAUAAAAUCAAAGAAUUAUUACAAUCACCUUCUAAAGCUCAGUUCGAUGAUUUGUUCUCGAAUGAUCAAAAACUUCGAGAUUUAUUAAAUAUCAAUGAUGAAAAUCUUGUUGAAUCUGUGCUACAAUUAAAUGGAAAUUUGCUUCAGUUACAAGAACAACAAGAAAGACUUAUUCAAAAUGGCAAUUUGAUGAAGGCAAGUAUUGAACAAAGGUUGAAUGAACUCGGAGUACCUUCUGACUUAUCACUUGAAAAACGAAUGGAAGACUUGUGCGCAAUAGUUGAUAGAUUUUCUAUUGAAUACUCCCAAUUAGUAUCCACAGAUAUCAAUGGAAUGAAUUUAAUUGACAUAUUGAAACAUAUUCGACUAGUUCUUGUUGAAAAUAAUCGAUUAAAGUUUUUAAUCGACCAAUUAGAUCUGGAUUCGUCAUCGAAUAAUUUGGAUUAUGCAUCAAAGCUACAAAGUUAUUCUGCAAAAGUCGACAAUCUAUGUGAACUAAUUGGUGAUGAUAAUGUUAAUAUUGAUCUAGCAUUCGUUGUAUAUCAAAAAAAGAUUGCACAUGACCAACAAAUCAUCAAGAAAAUGAGCAAUUUCAAACAACAACUUCUAACACGUUUAUCGAUUGAUAAUGAAGACAAAAUCUUAGAUCGUCUUUCUGAAAUUGAACGGAUGGAUUCUGAUUUAAAAGAGAAAUUAAAAAGUCAUGAUUGUACAAACAGUACAGUAACUUCAUUGAAUGUGACAAUAUCCGAACAACGUAGUAAAAUACUCGAACAUGAAGAAACAUUGGAAAAAUUACGAACACAACGUGAAAGAAUGUUAAAUAAAAUGAAAGAAAUGAAAACGAAUAAUGAAAUAUUAGUGAAUCAACUGAAACAAACUAAUGAAACCAUUGAUGACUUUCAUCGAAAAGAAAUCGAUUAUAAAAAUCAAAUCGAAAAAAUUGAACAGCAGUUACGUAGUGCUAACAAUCAAAUUCAAGUAACAUCCGAUGAAUGUCAAACACAACAAGAAUUACAAGAAACAAUGAAACUUGAAAUUGAAUCUAUUAAAAAUGAAAUGGAUACACAAAGAAAAUUAUAUGAAUCUCGAUGUCGUCAAAUAGUCCAUGAAAAAAAUCACUUAGAUAAAAAUCAAAAAGAAACAUUGGAACAAAAACAAAUAGUCGAAAAUGAAAAUAAACGAUUACAAAUAAUUUUACAAUCAAUCAAAGAUACGCUUGAAAAUGUUGAUGAUAUCGAUUCAAUUGUAGAUACAAUUUUAAAACUUCGUCAAGAUCAUUUAAGAUUGACAAAGGAACUUAAUCUACGUAAUGAAGAUUUUCAUGAAGAAAAUGAAAAAUUAUUAUCGAAUAUUCAACAGCAACAAAUUGCUAUUAAUGAAUAUAUUAAUAUGAAAGAUGUAUUGGAAAAACGUUUAUUUGACAAUGAUCAACAAAUCAUGCAUUUUAAUAAAGAAUUACAAGAAAAAAAUAAUCAAUAUCAACGUUUACAAGAUGACUAUCAAUCAUAUAAAGAGGAAUAUUCAACAAAAAUAAUAGAUUCACAAGUAGCAAUAAUUGAUGUCGAACCAUCUCCACCGUCACCAACACAUCAUGCGUCUAUACAACAAGUAGCUGAAUCAAAUCAUUGGAUGGCCAUCGACGUGAAAGAUGACGAAAUCCCAUUAACAACGGCUAAUAAAUAUUCUACAAUCGAUACACCAACUGCAUUAUUCAAUCUUUUCGGUGAAAUGAAAAGUAAACUAGGUAUAACAUUAACUCAUCGUCCACGUUCAUCAUCAGCAUUUUUUUAUUAUUUAUGUGCUGUUCACUUUUUAACUAUAUAUUUAUUAUUCAUUCGUCGUUGUUAA